CGCCUCCCACUUCCAACCCGCCGAUUUACCCCAGUUCGACAUCCUUGGCCCAGCUCCUGCGCGGCCUUACGACGAUCCAUUCAGCAUCAUCAACACUUCCCCGGCUGAAUCCACCCAUUUCUGUUUCAACAUCCAACAGCACUCGGGUUACGUCGCCAUAACAUUGCCCGAGUUACCUUGCAUCCACACACCACGCCGCGCGCGCAAGCGAAACGGCCCAAGCAAGCCCGAACUUACGAGUUGACUACAAACCGGCCACCUCCCGCCCCCUUCCGCCAACCUCUUCCUUCAUCCGCCCGACAUUUUCCUCGACAAGAACACGUACACCAUGGCUCCCCGUAUCGAAGCACAAGAGAUCGAGACGUACUGGAACAUCUUCUCCGCCCGAACGGGCGGGGGUCAGUUCCUGACGGGAGAGCAGGCCGCGCCGGUGCUCAAGAACAGCGGCCUGACGGACAAUCAGCUCGAACGGGUGUGGGACCUCGCCGACGUUGAUAACGAUGGUAACCUUGACUUUGAGGAGUUCUGCGUUGCGAUGAGGGUCAUCUUUGAUAUUUUGAACGGGGAGUACUCAGACGUUCCCACGACACUCCCCGACUGGCUUGUGCCCGAAUCCAAAGCACAUCUUGUCCAGGCGAAUCGUGCGCUCACAGGGAAGCAAGUGGCAUUCGAGCAGGUCGAGGAUGACCCGGACUCGCCCGGUUUGAAGGAUGGCUUCGACUGGUACAUGACCCCCCAAGACAAGGCCAAAUACGAGUCGAUAUAUCAAGAAAACCGAGAUGCGCGGGGCGAAGUGGCAUUUUCCUCUCUUGAGGACCUGUACGAGUCCCUCGAUGUCCCCGACACCGACAUUCGCUCGGCGUGGAACCUCAUCAACCCCUCGGCCGGUCCCUCCAUCAACAAGGACGCCUGCCUCGCCUUCCUCCACAUCCUCAACAACCGCCACGAAGGGUUCCGUAUCCCGCGCACCGUCCCCGCGUCCCUCCGCGCCUCAUUCGAGCGCAACAAGAUCGACUAUCAGCUCGACAACCAGGCACCCGGUGCUUCUCGCUGGGCAACAAAGGCCGACGAAUCGACGGCGACGGGCCGCAAGGCCAAGUUCGGCGACCAGUACCUCACGCGCCUCGGCCGCAGCGGCUUCAAGACGAGCGGCACCGACUUCUCAACGGCCAAGACGGACGACUGGGAGGAGGUCCGCCUCAAGAAGCAGCUACAGGAGCUCGAUGAGAAGAUGGCCCGCGUUGAGGCCGACGUUGAGCGCAAGAAGGGCGGCAAGCGCGACAGCAAGCCUGCCCUCGUCAAGCGCGAGCUCGAGCAGCUUCUAGACUACAAGCGCAAGGAGCUGCGCGAGCUUGAGGACGGGGCCGGCAAAGCCAAGGGCGGCGCCAGUCUCAAGAGCGUGUCGGAAGACCUGCAGACGGUCAGGGAGCAGGUCGAGGGCCUCGAGACCCACCUCUCAUCGCGGCAGCACGUGCUCGAGCAGCUACGGAGGGAGAUUGAGGACGAGAAGCUUAGCAGAUAAGACAUGAAGCAAGAGCACAGAAAGAUGAGGCAGAGAGAAGAGACAUUGUUUUCUUCCUGUACUUUUUGGCGGCACGCGGGUGGCUUGCUUGGUGCAUUUCCCUUUAUGGAUUCCUUUUCAGCAGCUGGUUUGGCUGGGCCCCACCGUUCACGUUCAAUUUAGGGAGCCCCCCUCCCUUUCUUCUUAUCCGUACUAUUUACGCAUAUGUGCAUGUAAGAUUAUAAUGUUAGUCCGUUCCCUGGUGAGAUUUGAUGAGAAGGGUGCAACGGGUUAGGACGCAGGACAGAAUGCGCUUCACCGCAGAGAGUGAAGAGAUAACGGGGGGGUAAUCAAAACAUACGAUGCAGUUGUCUGCACUUGGGUGAUGAUACCUAUUGUUU
This is a messenger RNA of Colletotrichum destructivum, 1902 nucleotides long. RefSeq names its product Putative actin cytoskeleton-regulatory complex protein End3. NCBI's taxonomy places the organism in Eukaryota, Fungi, Ascomycota, Sordariomycetes, Glomerellales, Glomerellaceae. Gene Ontology annotation, cellular component: plasma membrane; cytoplasm. Gene Ontology annotation, biological process: endosomal transport; actin filament organization; endocytosis. Bases 329 to 1522 code for a protein of 397 amino acids. The record is from RefSeq and is a predicted model, not a curated record. Gene Ontology annotation, molecular function: protein binding; calcium ion binding. The transcript has 3 exons.